CGUCUGCCUCUAUAAAUACGGGGCUUUGGCUUUCUUUUUUCUCCGUCAGCGUUCCUUUGCUUACAGAAGAAAAAGGGAAAAAUCGCCUAGUCUGAAAGAGAACUGCUAGAAUUUGCAUGCUUCAAUGGCUACCAAAGUCUAUAUUGUGUACUAUUCCAUGUAUGGACAUGUAGAGAAGCUGGCAGAAGAGAUCAAGAAGGGGGCGGCAUCUGUGGAAGGUGUGGAAGCCAAAUUAUGGCAGGUUCCUGAGACCCUGCCAGAGGAGGUGCUUGGAAAGAUGAGUGCACCACCAAAGAGUGAUGUGCCAAUCAUUACACCCAAUGAACUUGCUGAUGCUGAUGGCUUUAUUUUUGGCUUCCCAACAAGAUUUGGAAUGAUGGCUGCCCAAUUUAAAGCAUUUUUGGAUGCAACUGGUGGCUUAUGGAGAACACAGCAGCUUGCAGGUAAACCUGCUGGAAUCUUCUAUAGCACUGGUUCUCAAGGUGGUGGACAAGAGACUACAGCGUUGACUGCUAUCACUCAGCUUGUUCACCACGGCAUGAUAUUUGUUCCCAUUGGUUACACAUUCGGUGCUGGCAUGUUUGAAAUGGAAAAAUUGAAAGGUGGAAGUCCUUAUGGAGCAGGAACUUAUGCUGGGGAUGGGUCAAGACAGCCAUCUGAUCUGGAGUUGGAGCAGGCCUUUCACCAGGGCAAGUACAUCGCUACCAUCACAAAGAGGCUCAAGGGAGCUGCCUGAUUUCAUUUUAUACGCAAGUACAGUUCAGUCUUAUAUUUUUCAACCCAAUAGAUUGUGUUUGUGAACAAUAAUUAUUGCUUUCUUGGUUAUAGGUUUUAUAUGUGUGUUGUAUAACAGUGGUUUCUCUCAAAUGAAAAAAAAAGGCUGUUCAAUUCAAUUCUGUACCAUGUUUUCCGCUUUGUCGGAUCACAUGAUAUUUCUUAUCAUUUUCCCUAUUUUGUGGGUCUGUACCAAUAGUUUAAGCGCUGCAAUGAACAAGAAUUAUAUAAAAUAUGAUGUGAUUGAAUUAAA
Manihot esculenta (cassava) is the source of this 1027-nucleotide messenger RNA. RefSeq names its product probable NAD(P)H dehydrogenase (quinone) FQR1-like 1. The transcript is spliced from 4 exons. Bases 125 to 736 code for a protein of 203 amino acids. Gene Ontology annotation, molecular function: FMN binding; NAD(P)H dehydrogenase (quinone) activity. NCBI's taxonomy places the organism in Eukaryota, Viridiplantae, Streptophyta, Magnoliopsida, Malpighiales, Euphorbiaceae. The record is from RefSeq and is a predicted model, not a curated record.